This is a messenger RNA of Onychostoma macrolepis, 400 nucleotides long. RefSeq names its product phosphodiesterase 6H, cGMP-specific, cone, gamma, paralog b (gene pde6hb). The record is from RefSeq and is a predicted model, not a curated record. Gene Ontology annotation, biological process: visual perception; positive regulation of epidermal growth factor receptor signaling pathway; positive regulation of G protein-coupled receptor signaling pathway. Gene Ontology annotation, molecular function: cGMP binding; 3',5'-cyclic-nucleotide phosphodiesterase activity. Bases 53 to 316 code for a protein of 87 amino acids. NCBI's taxonomy places the organism in Eukaryota, Metazoa, Chordata, Actinopteri, Cypriniformes, Cyprinidae. The transcript is spliced from 4 exons. Gene Ontology annotation, cellular component: photoreceptor outer segment membrane.
CGGAGACAGACAGACACACACUCACGGACCAUAAACACAGGGAAGCGCAAACAUGAACGCUGCUCCUCCCGCAGGAAGUGCUCUGGCCACGCCCGCCAGCACUGCCGGACCCACCACGCCCAAGAAAGGGCCGCCCAAAUUCAAGCAGAGACAGACACGCACCUUCAAGAGCAAGGCCCCCAAGCCCGGGCAGAAAGGGUUUGGUGAUGAUAUUCCUGGUAUGGAGGGUCUCGGCACAGACAUCACUGUGGUGUGCCCAUGGGAAGCGUUUGGAGACAUGGAGCUCAGCGAUCUGGCCAAAUACGGCAUUAUCUAAGCCCCGCCUCCUUCAGCCCCACCCCUCUCAUCCCGUGGCCCCACCCUUUUGCUCAAUGUUGUCGUGAGGUUAUGAUGUAUGAUG